CUGUUUUUCUCGAUCAUUAGUGUUCGCAAGGGCUUCGAAAUCAGCGCGGAAUGGCAGGAGUAAAAUUGACAGUGUUUUUGGGCUCUGUUCGUGACGGGCGUAAUGGGAAUCGGGUGUGGAAGCUGGUUUCGAGUGCCGCGAAAGAACUGGACUUAGAUGUUACACUGUUGGAUCCGUUGGCGAUGAAUACGCCUCCCAUUACGCAACCCCUGCAUUUUAUGAAGGACAAGUCUGCUGCACCUGCGUGGAUGCUGGAAACGAAUGAAGUUAUCAAGAAUUCUGACGCCUUUCUAGUUAUCUCAUCCGAGUACAACUGUUCGAUACCUCCAGCUUUGUCAAAUCUCAUGGAUCAAUUUCCGCCUGCUUCGUAUCGUCACCGUCCGUCUGGGAUUGUGUGCUACUCCAUGGGAAACUAUGGAGGUUGUCGUGCCGCCAUGUUGUUGCGGUCAUUCCUUAGUGAACUCGGAACUGUGACAGUUCCUGCACAAGCAACCAUCCCGGUUGUCCAUCAGAAUAUUUCGGAAGAAGGCGAACCCGUUGAUCCGAAAUGGAAAGCUCAGGUUACGCGGAUGUUGUCGGAGUUGAAAUUCUACGCUGAAGCCAUCAAGCAGCAGAAGACCAAAGCCGGCCUCCCGCAGUGAUGCUUUUUUUCGUCCGGUGUUGUUGACGUGUCGCCCAAAACUGCCUUCAGCACGGUACCUUGUUGAACCGUUCCAUUACAUGUGGCUUUCGAUCAAAGCGGCUUUACGUAUUGAUACCGUUGAUCUUGGCGUAAUGUUUCUCUAGACAUGGAAAUGCAUAUUUUACGUCACUUGGAAA
Notodromas monacha is the source of this 819-nucleotide messenger RNA. The record is from the annotation of a GenBank genome assembly. Lineage: Eukaryota; Metazoa; Arthropoda; Ostracoda; Podocopida; Cyprididae.